Candoia aspera is the source of this 5483-nucleotide messenger RNA. RefSeq names its product SCY1 like pseudokinase 2 (gene SCYL2). The transcript is spliced from 18 exons. Gene Ontology annotation, biological process: protein phosphorylation. Gene Ontology annotation, molecular function: ATP binding; protein kinase activity. NCBI's taxonomy places the organism in Eukaryota, Metazoa, Chordata, Lepidosauria, Squamata, Candoiidae. The record is from RefSeq and is a predicted model, not a curated record. The coding region runs from base 155 to 2908 and encodes 917 amino acids.
GCUAAGGGGGCGGAGUAGGACGCGUCAGGUUAGGUGGCUGAGGUGGUCGCCAUGGCGUAACCGAGGGGGGUCUGCACUCGGUCAACCACGCCCCACGGUGGGGCUGUACCGUUUCUUCAGGAAGAGGCAAACAAACUAGAUAACUGUCUUAACAAUGGAGCUGAUGCUAAAUAAAUUGAAGAGCACUGUUACAAAAGUAACUGCAGAUGUCACAAGUGCAGUCAUGGGAAAUCCAGUUACCAGGGAAUUUGAUGUUGGUCGGCACAUUGCUAGUGGUGGCAACAAGCUUGCUUGGAAAAUUUUUAAUGGCUUUAAAAAGUCAACAAAACAGGAAGUGGCAGUCUUUGUAUUUGAUAAAAAACUUAUGGAUAAAUAUCAGAAAUUUGAGAAGGAUCAAAUUAUUGAUUGCUUGAAACGAGGAGUUCAGCAGCUGACAAGACUUCGACAUCCUCGGUUGCUAACUGUGCAGCAUCCACUAGAAGAAUCCCGAGACUGUUUAGCAUUUUGUACAGAACCAGUUAGUGCAAGUUUGGCUAAUAUACUUGGUAACUGGGACAAUCUUCCUUCGCCCUUACCAUCUGACAUCAAAGAAUAUAACUUGUAUGAUGUGGAAACGAAAUAUGGCUUACUUCAGGUUUCAGAAGGCUUGUCAUUUCUACACAGCAGUGUAAAAAUGGUCCAUGGCAACCUUACUCCUGAAAACAUAAUUUUGAAUAAAAGUGGUGCAUGGAAAAUUAUGGGAUUUGACUUCUGCAUUCAGUCUAUAAAUCCAUCUGAGCAAGAGCCAAAAUACUCUUCUAAAGAAUGGGAUCCAAACUUACCAUCUUUGUGUCUUCCAAAUCCUCAGUAUUUGGCACCAGAAUACAUCCUUUCAGUAAGCUGUGAAACAGCUAGUGACAUGUAUUCUCUAGGGGCAAUUAUGUAUGCUGUAUUUAAUAAUGGAAAACCCAUUUUUGAAGUCAACAAGCAAGAUAUAUAUAAAAGCUUCAGUAGACAGCUGGAUCAGCUUAGUCGGUUGAGUUCCAGUAAUCUACAGAACAUCCCAGAAGAUGUCCGUGAACAUGUAAAACUCUUGUUAAAUGUCACUCCUGCAGUCAGACCAGAUGCAGACCAAAUGACUAAAAUACCAUUCUUUGAUGAUGUUGGGGCCAUGACAUUACAGUACUUUGAUUCUUUAUUCCAAAGGGAUAAUCUUCAAAAAUCACAGUUUUUUAAAGGGCUGCCAAAAGUUUUACCAAAACUACCUAAGCGUGUUAUAGUGCAAAGAAUUUUGCCUUGCUUAACAUCUGAAUUUGUAAAUCCAGACAUGGUACCUUUUGUUCUGCCUAAUGUUCUGCUCAUUGCGGAGGAAUGUACCAAAGAAGAAUACAUAAAACUAAUUCUACCUGACCUCAGUCCUGUCUUUAAACAACAGGAACCAAUCCAGAUUCUCUUGAUAUUUCUUCAAAAAAUGGACCUACUACUAACCAAAACACCUCCAGAUGAAAUAAAGAACAGUGUUCUACCAAUGGUUUAUAGAGCCUUAGAAGCACCAUCAAUUCAAAUACAGGAACUCUGCUUAAAUAUAAUUCCCACAUUUGCCAACCUUAUAGAUUAUCCAUCAAUGAAAAAUUCGUUGAUACCAAGAAUUAAAAAUGCAUGUUUACAAACCUCAUCUCUUGCUGUGCGUGUAAAUUCCUUAGUCUGUUUGGGAAAAAUUUUGGAAUACUUGGAUAAGUGGUUUGUUCUUGAUGAUAUUCUGCCUUUCUUGCAACAAAUUCCUUCCAAGGAACCUGCAGUCCUUAUGGGAAUUUUAGGUAUAUACAAAUGCACAUUUAGUCACAAGAAGCUGGGAAUUACAAAAGAACAACUUGCAGGAAAGGUGCUUCCACAUCUGAUUCCCCUUAGCAUUGAGAACAAUCUUAAUCUAAAUCAGUUUAAUUCCUUUAUUUCAGUCAUAAAAGAGAUGUUAAAUAAAUUGGAAGCUGAACAUAAGACCAAACUUGAACAAAUCCAUGUUAUGCAGGAACAACAAAAAUCUUUGGAUAUAACUAAUCAAAUGAAGCCACUUGAAGAAUCGAAAGUCAGUAGUACCAGCAAUCAAGUGGACAAAACAUUUAGCAAUCUAGGAAUGUGUAUCUUAACUAGUGGACCUGAUUGUAAAGAGAAUGGACUGAUGACAAAUCAAAGAAAGGGGUCACUUACACUUGAAGAAAAGCAGAAGUUAGCAAAGGAACAGGAACAAGCACAAAAACUGAAAAACCAACAGCCUCUUAAACCCCAGCCUCAUGCAAUUAUUGCACCAGUGAAACAGACAAAAGACUUGACUGAUACUCUGAGAGAUAACAUAGCAUCGUUGACCACUCAACCCAUCAGCAAACCUAAAGUUCCUUCUUCAAGUAGCUUUUCUUCAGUGGGUAUUGGAAUGGGUUUUUCAUCAUCCGUUGAAAACACUAAGAGAAAUGGACUAAAUGCUAAUAUGGGGUUUCAACCUUCUGGAUUUGGCAUGGGGAUUGGUACCACAAGCCAGAAUUUCUUUAGUAAUGCUGGUGUCACUGGAAUGGCCAACAUGAAUAUGUUGCCAACAGCAAACAUGCCACCUUAUAGCCCGCUGAACACUACAUCACCAGUGGUGCAGCAAAGCAGGCCACCUGAUUUGUCUGCUUUAGAUAGCCUAUUUGGGCCUCAAAAACCCAAAGUUAGUAUGAAUCAGUUGUCACAACAGAAAACAAACCAAUGGCUUAAUCAAUUUGCACCUCCUCAGGGUACCAACAGUUCUCCUUUGGGAACACAGAUGAAUGUAAUGGGACAGCCUGGCUUUGGCUUACAGGGAAAUCCUUUCUUUAAUCCUCAGAACUUUACACAGCCUACCAACAGCAUGAUAAACAGCAGCUCAGCUAGCAAGGACUUGAACGACCUCUUUGGAUAACCGUUGUAAUUGUGAGCAAGACGAUUAACAUUGUUUUAUGUCUGAGAUAAAAAGCCAACUUGAGUAAAUUUGAUACAACAAAAUGAACAUGAGAAAAUGUGUUUCCACAGUGACUUGAGUAAUAUAUUUCAUUUGUCUAUCUAUUUAAUUUUCUUAGGUAAAUACAAGCCUCUACCCCUAAUUUCAUUGUUUUAAGGUCAGGUUGUAUCAAUCUGAGUGCCCAGAGUUAUGAUUAAUAAAUAAAUAAAGACUGCAUAUCUACCAAUUUCAGGCGUUUAUCUUCUGACUAUUCUUGCUAAUGUCUCCUGAUAAAUAUAGUCAGAUAAUUUACUACCAGUUGCAACCUGGGCUCUUCCAAAUGCGCAAGACCUGAAAUGUGUGCACUAAAUGAGAUAGACUAAGUGGUAAUGUGGGAUUUCAGCCUUCUGGAUUUAGCAUGGGAAUUGUUAACACAAGCCAGAAUUUCUUUAGUAAUGCUGGUUUCACUGGAAUGGCCAACAUGUGUAGCCAACAGCAAACAUGCCAUCCAAUAGCCAUAUAAAUACUUCAUCAUCUGUUGUACAGCAGAACAGGCCAUUAGUUAUGUCUGUUUUAGAUAUCCUGGUUACUGUAUAUUUCUACAAAUAAAUAUAAGCAAAUGAUUUAUCAGCAGUUACAAUCUGAAGUGUGUGCUAAACCUGGUCUCUUGAGUUUUGCUGUUUCUGAAUUUGGUAUAUCUAGUUAGAAAUGCUUACUGAUAUAGGAUGGCUUGUGGUUGAAUGUAUUUAUUAAUAUGGAAUUUUCUGGGAAAAUAUGAGACCUAAGCUUGGUGGACAAGCGUACAAUUGUCUACCCUUAAACAUUUUUCCCCAACAGAGAGUGUUUUGAAAGUACUUGGUAUUUGUAAAAUAGAGGUCUUUCACACUGAAAAAUAUUGCAAGCCAGGAAUGCUCUAAUUUACCUGUUAAUACUUAAAUGUCUGCCCAACAAGAACACUUACAGUUUUGGCAUAAACUUUAAAAAUUUUAUCUAAAAAGCUUAGGUAAUUUUAUUACCUACCUGCUUAUUAUUAUAUUUGACAUCCAACCAUUAAAAUAAUACAGUUGCAGAUUGAUGAACAGAAUAGAAGUCAAUUCAGCAAAGCUGGUAACUUUCUGGUUACUUCCAAUGCGGUGGUUUGACAUCUUCAGAUAAAUACUUGUUAUGGAUUCAGAUUUGAUUACCAUUGGCUCAUCUACUUAUUCUGAAGAAUUGUAUUUCUUCAGAAUAAGUAGAUGAGCUUCAAAUAAGACAAUGUUAUUUACUGGAAUGUGUUGUUUUUUCCCAUUGAGGCCAUGUCAGAAUAUAUGGAAGAAUAAACUUCUAACAUCAGUUUGGAGAAAACAAUCAUCUUUCAUUUCAUCUGAAUGUUCCAAAUGUAAAAGGUUUCUUUAAAUAAUAACCAGCAGUAAAUUCUUUGUAGGAAAAAUAUUUUAUUUUUUUCUUCUAUUCUUUCAGCUGUUCCUAGUCGUAUGUAAUUAUUUCUUUCCUAGAACAUUGGUGAUCUUUCUUACACAAUUCUUUGGAAUGUAGCUAGUUAUAUUGAGAUGUGCAAUAUAACUAGCUACAAUAACCUUUUUUAAUGGAAAGAAAAAAGGUUUAUUUUCAGUAUCUUUCACUGAUUAAACUGUUUCCAUUUGCUGCUUAAGAAACCAAAGGUGCUUAUGCUGUAAAUGCAAGUUGUAUUUUCUUAAAUUAUAUUUUCAAUUAUAAGCAGGAAUUUGCUUUAUGUUUUCUGUCUUAGUACUUUUAUUUUGUAUCUUUGGACCAGUGAUGAAAUUAUUUAUAACAAAAAAUCACUUGUGCUGUUUAUGUACUGUCAAUAUUCUGCUGAAGUAUGUUUAAUUAGACACGUGUAAAAUUAUGAAUGCUAAAUAUGCUGUAUAUGCAGUUCUUUGUACAGUUCCAGGUUUCUUUAAAUUUCUUAUUUAUGGCUUAGAACAAUUUCCCAAAUGUUAAGCAAUUUUUAAAAAGAUAAAGCAAAUGUAUUAGAGAUAAAAGUUUCCUAUAAUAUGUGAAAAACAAACUUUUACAAAAAAAUUAUGAACGAUUAUUUGUUUAUUAUCAACCUUAAUUUCUUCAUUUGGGGAUUACUUUGAAGUAAAAUAACCAGUGUAUCUUUACAAUGCUGUUGUUUGUUAAUGGUUCAGCUUUUAUAAUGUAAUUUGAAUUUUCUUAAGAUAGCUAUAGAAAAUGUUUCCUUUAGAUUCCUUUAGAUUCACUAUUAAUAAAAACUUGUAUUCCAAUGUUAUGUCACUGGAGUUGCAGAGCUUUGAUAGUAAUUAAUGACACGAGUGUUUUACUUUCUUUUGUGCAGUGAAAAUUUCAUUUGAAGUAAGGCUAUACAUGGAAGAUAACCUAUAGUGGGGAGGAAGCCUUCAUGCCUCAUCAGUAUAAAACUUCUUGAAGCAUCUUUGUACAUUGCCAAUAUCAUAGUAACUGUAUGUUAUAACCACAUAUUAUACCUAGCUUUCAUAAGACACCGAAAAAGAAAUGUGGUAUAUGAAUAGUUCACUCAUUAUUAUAACUCUCUAAUAAAGAUUAUUUUUUUCCAAAA